Molecule: messenger RNA, 1501 nt
Organism: Neomonachus schauinslandi (Hawaiian monk seal)
Lineage: Eukaryota; Metazoa; Chordata; Mammalia; Carnivora; Phocidae
Gene: SMAD9
Product: SMAD family member 9
Exons: 6
Coding region: 1-1410 (469 amino acids)
Biological process (GO): anatomical structure morphogenesis; transforming growth factor beta receptor signaling pathway; SMAD protein signal transduction
Cellular component (GO): heteromeric SMAD protein complex
Molecular function (GO): I-SMAD binding; RNA polymerase II cis-regulatory region sequence-specific DNA binding; DNA-binding transcription factor activity, RNA polymerase II-specific
Source: RefSeq, a predicted model, not a curated record
AUGCACUCCAGCACCCCCAUCAGCUCCCUCUUCUCCUUCACUAGCCCAGCAGUGAAGAGACUGCUAGGCUGGAAGCAAGGAGAUGAAGAGGAAAAGUGGGCAGAGAAGGCGGUAGACUCAUUAGUGAAGAAAUUAAAGAAGAAGAAAGGAGCCAUGGAUGAGCUGGAGAGGGCCCUCAGCUGUCCAGGGCAGCCCAGCAAAUGUGUGACAAUUCCCCGGUCCCUGGACGGGCGGCUGCAGGUGUCCCACCGCAAGGGUUUGCCCCAUGUCAUUUAUUGCCGAGUGUGGCGCUGGCCUGACCUCCAGUCUCACCACGAGUUGAAGCCGCUGGAGUGCUGUGAGUUCCCAUUUGGCUCCAAGCAGAAAGAGGUGUGCAUUAACCCCUAUCACUACCGCCGGGUGGAGACUCCAGUGCUGCCGCCUGUCCUCGUGCCAAGGCACAGUGAAUAUAACCCCCAGCUCAGCCUCCUGGCCAAGUUCCGCAGCGCCUCCCUCCACAGUGAGCCUCUCAUGCCGCACAACGCCAUCUAUCCGGACUCUUUCCAGCAGCCUCCGUGCUCUGCCUUCCCUCCCUCGCCCGGGCCUGGGCACGUGUUCUCACAGUCCCCGUGCACCGCCGGCUGCCCUCACUCCCCAGGAAGCCCCUCGGAGCCAGAGAGCCCCUAUCAGCACUCAGUUGACACACCACCCCCGCCUUAUCAUGCCACAGGAGCCCCAGGGACCCAGAAUGGCCGACCCGUAGAUGCCACAGCUGAUAGUCAUUUAGUGCUGUCAGUGCCUAAUGGAGACUUUCGGCCAGUUUGCUAUGAGGAACCACAACACUGGUGCUCAGUCGCCUACUAUGAACUCAACAACCGGGUUGGGGAGACGUUCCAGGCCUCCUCCCGAAGCGUGCUUAUUGAUGGAUUCACAGACCCUUCAAAUAACAGGAAUCGAUUCUGUCUUGGACUUCUUUCUAAUGUAAACAGAAACUCAACAAUAGAAAACACCAGGAGACACAUAGGAAAGGGUGUGCAUUUAUACUACGUCGGGGGCGAGGUGUACGCGGAGUGUGUGAGCGACAGCAGCAUCUUUGUACAGAGUCGGAACUGCAACUAUCAGCACGGCUUCCACCCGGCCACCGUCUGCAAGAUCCCCAGCGGCUGCAGUCUCAAGAUCUUCAACAACCAGCUCUUUGCUCAGCUGCUGGCUCAGUCAGUUCACCACGGAUUUGAAGUCGUCUAUGAGUUGACUAAGAUGUGCACUAUCCGCAUGAGCUUUGUUAAGGGCUGGGGAGCUGAGUAUCAUCGCCAGGAUGUCACGAGCACCCCCUGCUGGAUUGAGAUUCAUCUUCAUGGACCACUGCAGUGGUUGGACAAAGUUCUGACUCAGAUGGGCUCUCCACAUAACCCGAUUUCUUCAGUGUCUUAACAGCCAGUCAUGUCUUAAGCUACAUUUCUAUAGAAUAGAUGCUAUUGCAGGCAGUGGCUUAUAUAGCAUUUCAGAUCUGCAAUUAACUGAA